GUAGAAGUGGUUGUUGCAGUCUCUUCCUCUGCUUUCUACUCCUUUGCGCCAAGCAGACUAAUCCAUGGGGAUCGGAACGGUGGCGGUUGAAGAGCUGCCGCCACUGCUGACGUCUGAGAGAAGUGUUUGGUGGCGGUGGCCUCAUGAGCGGACGACAGAGAACACUUUUCCAGACGUGGGGCUCGAGCAUCUCCCGCACCGCCCGCUCCCCGAGUUGCAGCGGUGAAAGGCAGCGUUCUCACCCGGGCGUCUCCGGAGCUGGCGGCGCCCCUGCAGCGGCCGAGGCUGCUGCUGGCUCUCAGUCGGAGUCGGACGAUGAUGUGCUGCUGGUCGCAGUGUACGAGGCCGAGCGGCAGCUGAGUCUCGAGAAUGGCGGCUUCUGCAGGUCGGCGGGCGCCUUGUGGAUUUACCCCACCAACUGUCCGGUGCGAGACUACCAGCUGGACAUCUCCCAGACUGCUCUUUUCUGCAACACGCUGGUGUGCCUGCCCACCGGGCUGGGAAAGACCUUUAUUGCCGCCGUGGUCAUGUACAACUUCUACCGCUGGUUUCCUUCCGGCAAGGUGGUCUUCAUGGCACCCACGAAACCUCUGGUCACGCAGCAGAUCGAAGCGUGCUAUAGGGUGAUGGGUAUCCCGCAGUCUCACAUGGCUGAACUGACAGGAUCCACUCAAGCUUUCACCAGGAAGGAAAUAUGGCAGAGAAAGAGAGUCCUGUUUCUUACACCCCAGGUCAUGGUAAAUGAUCUUUCUAGAGGAGCAUGUCCAGCUGUUGAAAUAAAAUGUCUAGUUAUUGAUGAAGCUCAUAAAGCUCUUGGAAACUAUGCUUAUUGCCAGGUUGUAAGAGAAUUAGUCAAAUAUACAAAUCACUUUAGAAUCUUGGCUCUUAGUGCUACACCAGGCAGUGAUAUAAAGGCUGUGCAACAGGUUAUUACUAACUUGUUGAUUGGGAAGAUAGAAAUUCGUGCUGAAGAUUCUUCAGAUAUUUUGCCAUACUCUCAUGAAAGACGAGUUGAAAAGCUAAUUGUUCCCCUUGGUGAAGAACUUGCAGCCAUCCAAAAGGCUUAUAUCCAGAUUUUGGAAGCAUUUGCCAGUUCUUUGAUCCAGAGGAAUGUUUUGAUGAGAAGGGAUAUACCCAGUCUCACAAAAUACCAGAUAAUUCUGGCAAGAGAUCAGUUUAGGAAAAAUCCAUCUCCAAAUAUUGUGGGUAUACAGCAGGGGAUAAUUGAGGGAGAAUUUGCCAUUUGUAUUAGCUUAUAUCAUGGCUAUGAAUUAUUACAGCAAAUGGGAAUGAGAUCUUUGUAUUUAUUCCUCUGCGGAAUUAUGGAUGGAACUAAAGGAAUGACUCGGGUGAAAAAUGAACUUAGCCGAAAUGAGGACUUCAUGAAACUCUAUGAUCAUCUAGAAGGCCUGUUUGCAUCUACACAUACUUCAGCAGAUGGCAUUGCUCCUAUCCAAAAAGGAGCUAAAGAUAGAUUUCUCUAUAGUCAUCCAAAGUUAAAGAAAUUAGAAGAAAUUGUCCUUGAACACUUCAACUUGUGGAAUGCUCAAAACACUUCUGAAAAGAAAUGUGAUGAGACCCGAGUUAUGAUAUUCUCUUCAUAUCGAGAUAGUGUUCAAGAAAUUGCAGAAAUGCUUGUACAACACCAACCAAUUAUUAGGGUGAUGACUUUUGUUGGCCAUGCCACCGGGAAGAGUAUGAGGGGUUUUACCCAGAAGGAGCAACUGGAGGUAGUGAAACAGUUUCGGAGCGGUGGUUACAAUACAUUGGUUUCUACUUGUGUUGGUGAAGAAGGUUUGGAUAUAGGAGAAGUUGAUCUUAUAGUAUGUUUUGAUGCCCAGAAGAGCCCAAUUCGUCUUGUACAACGAAUGGGUCGGACUGGCCGCAGACGUCAGGGCAGGAUUGUUGUUAUUCUUUCUGAAGGCCGAGAAGAACGUACUUACAACCAAAGUCAGGUCAACAAAAAAAACAUCUAUAAAGCUAUUUCAGGUAACAGAAAAGUCCUUCAUUUUUACCAAGGAAGUCCACGAAUGGUUCCUGAUGGGAUCAAUCCGCAGUUGCAUAAAAUGUUCAUCACACAUGGUGUCUAUGAGUCAGAGAAGCCUUCUCGGAAUUUGCACUGCAGAUCAUCUGUCUUUUCUUCUAAGAAUGGAAUGAGACAAAACAUCUCAAAGAAAGAUUGGUUAUUAUCAGAAGAAGAAUUUAAGAUAUGGAAUAGACGUUAUAGACUAAAGGACAGUGAUGAAGUUAAAGCAAUAACUUUGCCUCAAGUUCAGUUUCUUUCUUUACAAGAUGAGAACAGAUCAAGUCAAGAAACAACCCAUGGCGUUCAUCAGCUCUCUCUCUCUGAGUGGAGAGUGUGGCAGGAUCAUCCUUUUCCUACCUAUCAAGUUGACCAUUCAGAGCGAUGUCACCAUUUUAUAAGCAUCAUGCAAAUGAUAGAAGCAAUCAGAGAGGAACAGGGAGAAUGCAGCUAUGAAUUAGAAAUUAAACCUUAUUUACAGAUGGAAGAUGUUAGCUCAGCAUUUAUUGCUCCCAGGAAUGAAUAUCAUCCUCUUGCCAAUAGCACCUUUGCUAGUAGUAGAAAAUCUUCACUAACAAAGGCUGUAAAUCAAGGGAGUUUAUUCUCACUGAUUGAAUCUAUUGAAGAAGAUGUUGGAAAUUUUAAACAGACUCUUAACAAACCUACUAAACCUGUUUCAAAGAAAAAAAAAUCUAAAGAACUGAAAACAGAUCAGACUACAAAAGAAAACAGUUAUGUUAGGGAUUCUUUAGAUGCCGAUGGCAGUUCUACCACUGAAAAGCUUUUUCAGGAAGCUCUACUAAGUAAUAAAAGGGCACCAGAUAAAGAAGAGGUGGCUGCCUCAUGUGCUGUCAGUAAAGAUGUUGUUAAUCAUCCAUGUGGAUUAUUAACUGAAGGUCAGUUUACAAAUAAAUCUACUAGUUCACUGGCUGUAAGUCUUUUAGAUUCUGGUUAUAAUAGUUUCAGUGAUGAGAAAUCUCUUUCAUCUGCCACACUUUUUCCAUCUGAGGAAGAGCUUUAUUUAGCAAGAAUAGAUGAACAUUUUCGUGAUGGUCAUUUGUUAACAAAAGAGUUACUGGCUAAUGUGGAGAGAUUUUUAUCUCAUUCUCCUCCUCCUCUCAGUGGACUUGCUGAUUUGGAGUACGAAAUUUCUACAGGUUCUGCACUUAAAAAUUUACCUCUCCCAUUCUGCACAGAAUAUUCACAAAAUAAUGAAUCCACCAGUGAGAGGUCAUUUUCAGCUAUAAAAUCUCAGCAGAAUGUAGAAUUGAAUCCAGUUAAAUUUAUUACUCAUCCUUCUGAAACAUAUCAUCCUUCUGGUACAACUAAUGAAGAUAUUUCUAAUGAACCAAGCUUCUGUGAGCAUGAGGAGAAAGUAAAUAAAGAUGAUCAAAAGGACAACUUAGCAUCCAACAAUCAUAUCCAAGUCAACACAAGCCCUCCAAACUACUCCAGUGAAGAAAAGAACAACAAUGAUGAGAGAGACCUCCCAGUGUUGCUCAGUGACCAAGAUGAAAGUUUACUAUUAUUUGAUGAUACUAAUACAGAGGUUAGCGAUGUGAGCCAUUCUCCUUUGAAAAAUAAGUAUGAAUCAUCAGACAAAACUACUCUGAAUGAAAUACCACUGGUUUCUCAAUUCUUUAUUUCUGAUGAGCUUUUGACUGACAAUUCUGAAUCCCAGGAUCAAAUUACCUGUACUACCAACAGUUGGAAGCCUCACAAAAACUUGGGAGGUGUACCUGAGGAUAAACUGAGGAGUGAUGAAAAUGCUUUUGACUGUUCUCAGGAUUUAUUUUCUGUUACCUUUGAUUUAGGAUUUUGUAGUCCAGAAUCUGAUGAUGAAGAACAUAUUUCAGAUAAAAAUAAGAAUGGACCUUUAAAUGAUCUGUCUGGAAGAUGUUUAGCCAUUGGGAAGAUAAACGACACAAACUGUAUUUCAAAUCAAGCAGUAGUACCAAAAAAUUAUGUUGAUAGUCCUAAGUGUAGGCCCAUUACUAACCCAUCAAGUGAUGAUAAGCAGAAUCCAGCUCUUGCACGUUUCCAGCUGAGUGCAGAAAAUAAUAAAAAAUGUGAUUCGCCUGGAUAUUCUCAAUUUUCUUUGCCAAUAGGAGAAAGAGUUAUGAGUACACCACUUCCUGAAUCAAACACAUUGAAUUCAUUUUCUAAAAAGAGAAAGGAAAUGCCUAAGGUGUUAGAUUCUAACAAAAGAAAAAUAAUUACACACACUGUCAAAGAAACGUUGAAUUCAGCUUUUGACGAUUCAGGACUUUUCGUAGAAAAGACUGCAAGCCGUGAAAAAAUUAAUAUACAUCCAUCUUGUCAUUCUGCUAAAGAUGAACAAUUAACAAGUGAUGAAAGUGAAGAGGAUGUGAUUUUCCGAAGGAAAAAAAAACCAAAAGGAAAUUUCCUUGAAUCCCCUGAGGAUCCGAAAAGUAGUGACUUUGAUUCUCCACUUCAUAAUGUCAAAAAGCGUAGGAUUCCUCCAAAGAAAUUAGAAUUAUCAUCUAGUGAUGAGAGUGAAAGUUUUCAUGAAGGACAACCACAAGUAGAAGACAUUAAGGAUUCUAACAGAACUGCUAAAAAAGUCAUCAAAAUCAAAAAGAGACAGAGACCUCUAGAGCUUAUAGCCAGGAAAUUUUUAGAUGAUGAAGCAGAACUUUCCCAAGAAGAUGCAGAAAGUAUUUCACCUGAUGAAAAUGAUGAGUCAGAAAAUGAAGCUGAUUCCUCCUUACUUGACUUCGUAAAUGAUCAGACUCAACUUUCACAGACUAUAAAUGAUUCUGAAAUGAAAGCGAUUUACUUGAAAUCUUUGCACAGUCCACUUAUGAACAAUCAAUACAAAAUGGUCCAUAAAAAAUGUGACAGCAUAAACAUUUUCUCACAGAUUCCUGAGCAAGAUGAAACUUAUUUAGAAGAUAGUUUUUGUGUUGAUGAAGAAGAGUCUUGUGAAAGCCAAUCAAGUGAAGAAGUGUGUGUUGAUUUCAACAUAACUGAAGAUUGGCUUACAGAUGGGAAUAAAACAUAUAAAACGCGGGGUGCAGUAAAGCUAAAACAAAUGAAGAUGAGACAAAAUUAUACAAACACUAAAAAGAAAUUAUCUAGAGUUAUUUUACCAGAUGAUUCAAGUGAUGAGGAAAACAAUGUAAAUGAUGAGAGAAAAUCUGAUACUGUGAUUAGUCGAAGCACUGUUAACAAAAGUGCACAGCAGAAUCUUGGCUUAAAUUUAGCACCUUCCGGGUCUUCUCAACAAUGCAUGAACCAUUCUGAUCCAAUUACUGAUCAAACACCAAAGCAGAGAGAACAGACCACAUUUAAUAUAAAGGAGACAUUUUCUGAUGUCUUAGAUUUCAAACUGCAGGACCAUAAUAAAAUAGAAUUUCCCUUACCAUCAUUCACUACUGCUGCUUCAGAGAAAGACACUAGAAAAUCUCCAGUUCACUUCAAGGAUCCUGGCCUCUCACUGGCAGUUUGUUCCAACUCAGAACCCAAAACACGUUUGAUUGAAAAGCAUGCCCCUCUUCCACUGGAAGAUCAAAAACCAUGUAUUUUUGUAGACAGCCGUGAAAUCUCUUCUGGUUCAGCAAUAAUUUCUUCCUUAAGAGCAAUUCAUGGUUUACAUGUAGAGGUUUGUCCUCUUAAUGGUUGUGAUUACAUUGUGAGUAACCGCAUGGUGGUGGAAAGGAAGUCUCAUUCUGAAAUAUUUAAUGGUAUCAAUAAGAACAAAUUCAUCGAACAGAUCCAGCAUCUUCAGAGCAUGUUUGAAAGAAUAUGUGUGGUUGUGGAAAAAGACAGAGAAAAAACAGGAGAUUCAUCCAAGAUGUUUAGGAGAACAAAGAGCAAUGACAGCCUGCUUACUACUUUAAUUGGUGCAGGAAUCCGAAUUCUUUUCAGUUCCUCACAAGAAGAAACAGCAGAUUUAUUAAAAGAACUAUCUUUAUUGGAACAAAGGAAGAAUGUUGGUAUUUAUGUUUCAACACUGAGCAGUAUUAAUUCUGAUGCACUUAAAUUUUAUUUAAGUAUUCCCAAUGUAAGCUAUAUAACUGCACUAAAUAUGUGUCACCAGUUUUCAUCUGUGAAAAAGAUGAUUAACAGCUCACCCCAAGAAAUCUCCAAGUAUGCACAAGUAACUCAUCAAAAGGCUGAGGAGAUCUAUAGAUAUAUUAACUCUGUAUUUGACAUACAGCUUGGCCAAAGCCCAGGUUUGACUGAAGUCUGAAGCACAAGCUGCUCCAGGCGCAGCUCUCAACAGCUCUCACAGUGCACUUUUGCAUUUAUUGCAGUGGUUUGUGUUUAUUUGUUUAAAAUAUGUAAAUAUCUCUUGUAUAGUGUGCAUUUUAUUUAUAUGAAUUAUGUGUUUAUAAAACUAAAAGUUCCAUAAUUAUUUUGACUGACUAGAUUACAAAAACAUUCUAAUGAAUAAGGUUUAUUGAAGAUGCAAUAAAAAAUCAAAG
This is a messenger RNA of Sorex araneus (European shrew), 6474 nucleotides long. RefSeq names its product FA complementation group M (gene FANCM). The record is from RefSeq and is a predicted model, not a curated record. Gene Ontology annotation, molecular function: ATP binding; four-way junction DNA binding; 3'-5' DNA helicase activity. The transcript has 23 exons. Lineage: Eukaryota; Metazoa; Chordata; Mammalia; Eulipotyphla; Soricidae. Bases 144 to 6239 code for a protein of 2031 amino acids. Gene Ontology annotation, biological process: double-strand break repair via synthesis-dependent strand annealing; interstrand cross-link repair; replication fork reversal.